AUGCGUUUCUCUCAGAUCACUCUCGGCGGCCUUGUGACAUCUACUGUUGCUGCUACCAAUCUUUUUGUAUCUUCUUACUCUGGAAAUAUCACGACGCUGCUUUUGAGCCCAGAAGCCAUUGGGGGAUUCUCGUUGAAGACUGUUUCGGUCAACACAGUUGCUCAAACUAGUCCGUCAUGGUUGACGAAGGAUGAACUGAACGGAAUCAUAUAUUCAACUGAUGAGGGGUUCUUUGGACCAAAUGGCUCGGUAUCUGCUUACUCGGCAUCUGAAUCUGGAGAAUUGACUCUAUUGGGCCGCUCUAUAUCUGUUGGUGGACCUGUCAGCUCCGUUGUUUACAAUGGUGGAAAGGGUCUAGCUUUGGCACACUAUUCAGGUUCAGCAGUAACAAGCUGGUCCAUCCGCGCAAAUGGGACUCUUGACCCCCUGCAAGCCCUUACCUUCAAACUCACCGCACCUGGCACCAACCCAGCACGGCAAGACGCCCCUCAUCCACACGAAGUGAUCGUCGACCCAACAGACAGCUUCAUUGUCGUGCCCGACCUGGGCGCGGAUCUCGUCCGCGUCUUCAGCAUCGACCAAACCACCAGUCUCCUCACGGAGUCGACGGCAUUCUCCACACCCGCUGGCUCUGGUCCACGACACGGCGCAUUCUUGAAAGCGGAAUGUGGAAAUACCUAUUUCUUCUUGAUUUCGGAAUUGUCGAACACCAUUGCGAGCUACAAAGUCACAUAUGGCGACAAGAGUUUGAGUUUCGAGGAAGUGUUUGUGAGCGGGACAUACGGGCCCAUGGAGACACCAGCCGGAGCUUCUGCUGCUGAAGCUCUUAUAAGCCCUGACCACAGAUUCCUCGUCACCUCCUCCCGCAAUGCACCACUCUUCGAUAUCGACAAUUUCGAUCCCAACAACAGCACCAAGAUCGCAUCCGACACUCUCCAAACCUGGGCUAUUGACGAUGCCACGGGAGAGCUGUCAUUCACGCAGCUUGCUCCUGCGGGAGGAAGAGUUCCAAGACAGUUCUCGCUUAACAAGGCGGGGACUCUGGCAGCGGUGGGCUUGCAGAGUGAUAGUAGGGUGGUGAUCUUGCAGAGGGACGUGGCUAGUGGGGAGUUUGGGGAUUUCGUGGCGUCGGUUGAUGUCGGUGGGGAGAUCACGAGCGUCAUUUGGGAUGAGUGA
This is a messenger RNA of Cadophora gregata, 1176 nucleotides long. RefSeq lists its product as uncharacterized. The record is from RefSeq and is a predicted model, not a curated record. Gene Ontology annotation, molecular function: protein binding; 6-phosphogluconolactonase activity. Lineage: Eukaryota; Fungi; Ascomycota; Leotiomycetes; Helotiales; Ploettnerulaceae. The coding region runs from base 1 to 1176 and encodes 391 amino acids. The transcript has 3 exons.